Messenger RNA from Salvelinus namaycush (lake trout), 2737 nucleotides. Its product is annotated as arf-GAP with Rho-GAP domain, ANK repeat and PH domain-containing protein 2-like. NCBI's taxonomy places the organism in Eukaryota, Metazoa, Chordata, Actinopteri, Salmoniformes, Salmonidae. The record is from RefSeq and is a predicted model, not a curated record. Bases 896 to 1654 code for a protein of 252 amino acids. Gene Ontology annotation, molecular function: GTPase activator activity. The transcript has 5 exons.
GGUACCCAACUACCAUCCUGUCCCCCUGGUACCCAACUACCAUCCUGUCCACCUGGUACCCAACUACCAUCCUGUCCCCCUGGUACCCAACUACCAUCCUGUCCCCCAACUACCAUCCUGUCCCUCUGGCACCCAACUACCAUCCUGUCCCUCUGGCUCUCAACUACUAGUUAGGUUCGAACACUCCCAGACGAUCAGACUGAUUUCAAAAAGAGGCUCAGGUAAAUGCGCAAGUCAAAAUAUAUGUGGAGUUAUUUCCAUGAAAUAAACACACACACAGAGUGAUUUAUUAGACAUACUGUGAUGAUUUAAAAAAUGCAAUUAAAAUGAACACAUGCAGGCUUUAAAGGUCUUUGAGUUAGUUGUCUGGCUGCACAGGGGGUCUGUUUUGUGAAUUGGUAGUAUUUUCUGAAGAUCCACAACAGAAACGUUGCUGGUAGGAACUAUGGAAAGUUGUCUCAGCUGUUGUCUCAGCACCCCAAGUGAUGUACUGUUUCUUAGGCUCUUCGUUUUGAAUAAAGUUAAUAGCCCUUUCUCUCCCUCCUCUCUUUUUUCUCUCGUUCCUCUCUUUCCUCCGCUCUUCUGUCCCUCAUGUGCUCUCUAUCAGAGCAGUUGCCAGGUGUUGUGGACAUGCACAAGCCUAGGUGUGUGUGAGUGUGUAGUUCUCCCAAGGCCCCUUUAAAUAUGCCACUAGAGAGGCAGAGAGAGAGGCAGAGAGAGAGAGAAUAAUUUCAAUAGAGUGAACAUGAUACUAACUGUAUUGUCUAUCUCACCACCUGUGGGAGUUUCUUUUGGUGGAAACAGGUAUUUUUUUGACGUAGUGUGCAUAUUAUUCUAAUAUGUUGUUCUUCCUCUCACCCACCAACCCACCCACACAGGGGAGCGUCAGGAGUGGAUGGAGGCUCUUCAAACGGCCAUACGCUCCCCUGCCUCCAUUUCCCAGAAGCCCCAGAAGUGUGGCACCAACAAACAUGGCAGCAUGGAGCUGAGAGGGUACAAAGGCAAAGUGUACGUCUCCCUGACGGGAACCAGAUUCAAACUCUGCAAAUCAGAACAGGACUUCAGAGCUGGCCUGGGUAUUUCCCUGAUCGAUCUGACUGCUUCUAACAUUAAAGAGACAGACAGGAGGCUCUUCCAAAUCAACACCCCCUUCAGAAACUUCUGCUUCACGGCCGAGUCGGAAAGGGAGAAAGAGGAGUGGAUUGAAGCAUUCCAGGAAUCGAUAGCCGAAACGCUCUCCGAUUACGAAGUGGCCGAGAAGAUCUGGUUCAACGAGUCCAACAGGAUCUGUGCCGACUGCCGUGCGUCGCAGCCCGAAUGGGCCUCCAUCAAUCUGGGGGUUGUCAUCUGUAAGAAGUGUGCAGGUCAGCACCGGUUCCUGGGCCCUAGCCUCUCUAAAGUUAGGAGCCUGAAGUUAGACGGUAGUAUCUGGAGCAACGAGCUGGUGGAGCUCUUUCUGGAGGUGGGAAAUGAGAACGCCAACAGCUUCUGGGCGGCCAGCCUGCCCCUGGAGGAAGAGCUUCACAUGGGGGCGUCGCCCGAGCAGCGGGCCACCUUCCACCGCAGGAAGUACAGAGAGAGGAAGUACCGGAGGGUCCUGGAAAGCCUUCACGACCAGGAGCAGCUCAAUCAGGUAGAAACUGAACUGGUAUAAUCAUGUGGGAACUGGCUGUACCCUGUCUGAAUAGACACAAACUGGGUGAAACUGGGUGAAACUGGUUGAAACUGGGUCAAACUGGUUGAAACUGGUUGAAACUGGGUGAAACUGGUUGAAAAUGGGUGAAACUGGGUGAAACUGGUUGAAACUGGGUGAAACUGGGUGAAACUGGGUGAAACUGGGUUCAUGUUUAUAGUUUAGUAAUUUUUCCCAAAUGCACAAAAGCCUCUUUAGUGUGUCUGUACUUUACACUAAGAAGUAAACCAAUCUAACUGACAAAAGAAAAUGUGCUUCACGUGUGCCGUCUCCAUGUAUAAUACCAUGGUUUAGUUAUAACCCCUCUCUCCAUAGUUAGUCUCCAUGUAUAAUAACAUGGUUUAGUUAUAACCCCUCUCUCCAUAGUUAGUCUCCAUGUAUAAUAACAUGGUUUAGUUAUAACCCCUCUCUCCAUAGUUAGUCUCCAUGUAUAAUAACAUGGUUUAGUUAUAACCCCUCUCUCCAUAGUUAGUCUCCAUGUAUAAUAACAUGGUUUAGUUAUAACGCCUCUCUCCAUAGUUAGUCUCCAUGUAUAAUAACAUGGUUUAGUUAUAACCCCUCUCUCCAUAGUUAGUCUCCAUGUAUAAUAACAUGGUUUAGUUAUAACCCCUCUCUCCAUAGUUAGUCUCUAUGUAUAAUAACAUGGUUUAGUUAUAACCCCUCUCUCCAUAGUUAGUCUCCAUGUAUAAUAACAUGGUUUAGUUAUAACGCCUCUCUCCAUAGUUAGUCUCCAUGUAUAAUAACAUGGUUUAGUUAAUGUGUUUGUUACGCUGUAGAAGGUGAGUUAUUUUGGCCCCACCAUCGGAACCAAGUGUGUUUAAGAACUCCCCGGUACUGAGCCUGUAAAAGGCUGAGUUUACACCUGCGUCAGCGUUUACACAGAUCAGUCCUUGCUUAUUGUUUUGCGAAAAAGAGAAGGAUCUAGGGAAUGAGAGGUAGCGGGAGAGAACGAGAGAUUCUCAUUAAAUGGAAAAGUGGAUUAGGAACCACAACAGAAAUGCUUCAGUUGGUUCUCGGUCGGCUUUACUCUGUGUGUGUGUGUGU